GUACUCAAGGGGCACAUAUAUCUCUUUGGCACAAAGCUGAAGGAGAAGCGAAAGUGUUGAUGAAAGAAAACAGUGAUGAAGCUAUUGAUGUUCCAUACUUUCACUUGGAGACCAUUUUGGCUGCUACAGACAACUUCUCAAAUGCAAAUAAGCUCGGACAAGGAGGAUUUGGUCCUGUUUACAAGGGUAUCUUUCCGGGUGAAAAGGAAAUUGCAGUAAAAACGUUAUCCAGUCAAUCAGGACAAGGCAUAGAUGAAUUUAAGAAUGAAGUGACUCUAAUUGCAAAGCUUCAACAUCGAAAUCUGGUGAGGCUAUUGGGUUAUUGCAUCAAUGCAGCGGAACAAAUAUUACUUUAUGAAUAUAUGCCGAAUAAAAGUUUAGAUACAUUCAUAUUUGGUGAGUUAGCCUUAUUAAGUUCCUUAUUCUCAAAGUCUUACAUUUCUUAUAAUGAUCUAAUUUUAUUGACCUACCAAAUUUUUUCAUGGUUAUGAUGCAAGAUGGAGCACUUUGUCAAUUAUUGGAUUGGAAAAAACGUUAUGACAUCAUAUUGGGCAUUGCACGGGGUCUAUCUUAUCUUCACCAUGAUUCACGACUAAGGAUCAUUCAUAGAGAUUUGAAAACCAGUAACAUUUUAUUAGAUGAGGAGAUGAACCCGAAAAUUUCAGAUUUUGGCUUGGCAAGGAUUGUUGAAGGAAAAGUAACAGAAGCAAAUACAAAGAAAAUAGUGGGCACCUAUGGCUAUAUGUCUCCUGAAUAUGCACUGGAUGGAUUGUUUUCCAUUAAAUCAGAUGUAUUCAGUUUCGGAGUAGUCGUACUUGAGAUAAUCAGUGGAAGAAGGAAUACAGGAUUUUAUCAGUCAGAAGAAGCCUUAAACUUGUUGGGCUAUGCAUGGAAAUUGUGGAGAGAAAAAGCCGAGAUACAAUUAAUAGAGAAGUCAAUACUUGAAUCAUGCAACAAAAGUGAAUCAAUAAAGUGUAUAUAUAUUGCGCUCCUGUGUGUACAAGAAGAUCCAAAUCAUCGUCCUAAUAUGUCAGAUGUUAUUGUAAUGUUGGGAGGGGAAGGUAUUAACCUUCCAACACCUAAUAGACCAGCUUUUGUAACAAGGACGCACGCUUCUAGCACAUCAUCUUCUUCCUCCAAUAAGAUAUACAUUGUAUCCAACAAUCAGGUGACGAUUACAGUUGAAGAAGGGCAUUAG
Molecule: messenger RNA, 1198 nt
Organism: Solanum tuberosum (potato)
Lineage: Eukaryota; Viridiplantae; Streptophyta; Magnoliopsida; Solanales; Solanaceae
Product: G-type lectin S-receptor-like serine/threonine-protein kinase At4g03230
Exons: 4
Coding region: 482-1198 (238 amino acids)
Biological process (GO): protein phosphorylation
Cellular component (GO): plasma membrane
Molecular function (GO): ATP binding; protein serine/threonine kinase activity
Source: RefSeq, a predicted model, not a curated record